Bacillus rossius redtenbacheri is the source of this 13752-nucleotide messenger RNA. RefSeq names its product heat shock factor protein-like. The record is from RefSeq and is a predicted model, not a curated record. Gene Ontology annotation, biological process: regulation of DNA-templated transcription. Lineage: Eukaryota; Metazoa; Arthropoda; Insecta; Phasmatodea; Bacillidae. Gene Ontology annotation, molecular function: sequence-specific DNA binding; DNA-binding transcription factor activity. The transcript has 12 exons. The coding region runs from base 164 to 1900 and encodes 578 amino acids.
GUCUUACUAGAAGAUAUGACUGUCAUCACCGUGCCAAUAGAAAAUGUGUUGUUGUGAGAAUGCGCAUAGCAGAGGUAUCGCCAUUUCCGUGAUGUAAGGAUGCUAGUGUUUUGGUGUCUGAGGAUAAUACGAUACGAUUUAGACAAUUUUGUGAGCUGAAUCAAUGCGAAUCAAAAUGCAUUCGUUAGAAGAGGUAGGGGCGAAUGUCCCUGCGUUUUUAGCGAAGUUAUGGAAGAUAGUGGAAGACCCAGAAACCAAUGACCUUAUACGUUGGAGUGCGGAGGGGGCCAGCUUCAUCAUCCAGAACACGGCGCGGUUCUCGCGGGAGCUGCUGCCGCUCUACUACAAGCACAACAACAUGGCCAGCUUCAUCCGCCAGCUCAACAUGUAUGGAUUCCACAAGGUGGUGUCGCUGGAGGCGGGCGGACUGAAAGUGGACAAGGACGAGAUGGAGUUUGCUCACCCUUGCUUCGUUCACGACCACCCCGUCCUUCUGGAGAACAUCAAGAGGAAGCAGAUCCCCAACAAGCUGGAGGGAGAGCUGCGUCUGGGCGCGCGCUCCGACGUGUACGGCAAGGUGUUGACGGAGGUGAAGAACAUGAAGGGCCGGCAGGAGUCCCUGGACUCGCAGCUGGUGUCCAUGAAGCGCGAGAAUGAGGUGCUGUGGCGCGAGGUGGCGCUGCUGCGCGAGAAGCACAAGCAGCAGCAGACCAUCGUCAACAAGCUGGUGCACUUCUUCGUGAACCUGUUCCAAGCGGACGAGGCGGGCAACCUGCGCCUGAAGCGCCAGGCGCGGCUCAUGAUCAAGGACAAGACGCACAGCGCGGCCAAGGUCGCCAAGCUGGACGGCUUCCGCUCGCGUAGGGGACAUAGCGGCACUGUCAGGAAAGCCUCGUUCGUUCCGACGACCGGCGGCGACGCGGAAGACUUCCUGAGGCUUGACGAAGAGGAAGACAGUGAUGGAAUGGAGGAGCGCAGUCCGCAGGGGCCCAUCAUCCACGAGAUCGACGCCAGCGAGCUGCUGGACGGCUACAGCGCGGUGGAGAUGUCCGAGGAGGAGUCGACCGCGCUGCCCCAGGACCUGCGCGAGGCGGUGGAGAGCGCGGACUCCCGGCACGACAAGGGGGCCGGCGGUCCCGGGGACAUGCUGCUGGACGUGUGCCCCGACAUCACGGUGUCCUCGCUGCCGCUGGACGUGGACAUGGUGAUCGCGGAGGCCACGGACACGGAGCCCCGUGCGCCGGCUGGCCGCCCCCGCGAGCUCAAGAGGCGGCGGCGACGGAGGCCCGCGCAGCAGGACGACGGGCUCACCAUCAUCCUGCCCCUGGAGGAGGCUGUGGACGACGUGCAGCCCGUGGAGAUGAUCGUGCCCGAGCCGCGGCAGCUGAAGGAGGAGCCCGGCUCGCUGGAGGCCGCCACCUCCGCUCCCCCCUCCACCGCCGCCACCGCCGCGUCGCUGGACAGGUGGGGAGCCACGGAGCAGCUGGACAGCCACGUGGGCUCCAUGCAGUCGGAGCUGGACAACAUCCGGGAGCUGCUCAAGGGCGAGGGCUACAGCCUGGACGACAGCACGCUGAUGGGGGUACGUGCGGCCGACCAGGGCCUCGCUCCCGAUGUCUUCACCAAGAUCUUCAGCGACGACCCCCUGUCGUACGAGCUGUCGGAGCUGCCGAGUGGCGUCGAGUCGGCCGGCGACCGGGGCAAGGAGAACCUGGAGUUCUCGUCAGAUCCAUUGAUCACCGGCAGCGAACUGAUUUCGAGUGGCAGCAACGGCUUGCCGGAGCUGACGGACUUCCUGGACUGGACGCAGGUGUCCGAGGCUCCGGGCGACUACGAGCUCAUCCUGGGGGACCUCAACACCCCGCAGAUGGUGCCCGGGAGUCCGGGAGCCUCCAAGUAGGGCCACGUCACCCACCCCCCACUGACUCAGCUGCAUGUACAUACUUGUAACUAUCCAGUAUCGCGCCGUGUUUCUGCGUGUUCUUCUUGGGAAAUGAAAAUCUUGUAGGUGUCGUAUAUGCCCAGUAGUGUAUUUUUUUAUAUGUGUAAAUUAAAUAUUUGAUUGAACAUACUUAAAGCCUGUCAGUUUAUUGUCGUCACAUAGGACAUACACAUGAUGGAUUAAUUGCUGCUCGAAGCUUGUUUAAUGUGUUCUAGCUUUUUUUCUUUGCACUUCUGAAGGAAUGUAUAUUUGUCCAAAACUAAGUAUACAUGAAGGGUCAACCAGUCGACGACUAGAACCAACCAAGUUCUGCAUUUGGUAGUGUGUGUGAGACUUGUCCUAGAAGAGUGAUGUGUGCUAGUUGCAACAAACUGGGUUGAGUUAUUUCUUUGUGUGGUAUUGUUUCCCUUAAUUGCAGUAUGUCUAAUUUACUGUUUAAUUAACAAUGGGUAUUUUGUUGUACAAAUAGUUUUAGUAGCAAACUUUCUAAAUUUACUGUUUAACCGGCAAGUUUAUUUUUGAGUUUGAAUAAUAUGUCAAAAAUUUGAAAAUUCAGUUAGUUCGUUAAAUAAUCUCAGUUUAACCUAAACCCCUGCAAGCCACCAAGAAUCAAGGUUGUAGCAGAGAAAGGAGUUGUGUUGUGAUGUGUGCUGUAUUCAACCAGGAUUGUGCAGUGCGUGUCCUCUGAGGUUGUACUAGCCUCGCGAAUGGCUCUAGCAUCAUGCCUUUUUUUGGAUGUUCAACCUGAGUGACAUACUGUAUAUUGAGACAUAUGUUGGAUUUGUGUAUGUUUGAUGCCUUAUGUUAGGAUGGGCGAACUUGUAUUCCGUGCCCCACUGAAUAUGUGUCUUAUCUUUAUCUGUCGACAGUCGGAACAGACAAGUGACUAUUCAUGGCUUGAACCAGCCAGCGAGGGUUAUGACUUGUAACUGAUAAUUGACUAUCAUACAUGAAGUAAACUUAAAAAUGUGACUGUUUGGUGCCUAGUUGUUAUGAAUCAUGGCAAUUGUCUUCUCGGCUAAGACUUGUUUCUUGCCUUAAUCAUUAGAAAUGUGCAACUGAUUAGUGACUUGAUUACCUGUUGAUGAGGCUACCACAUGACUUUACUGCUCACUGACUUGACUAAUGGCACGAGCGUUGACUCUCGGUUCACUCGGGAUCGUGAACGUCUCCCCACCGAUUUGUGACUAUUGAGGUUCUCCCCGCCGGUGAUUGUCGACAAGCCACUGAUGCGACCUGCCGAGACUUCCCGACUGUGUCGUGGUGUACGCACAUGCUGUCCACAGUAGCUGUGCCACCAGCAUCUGCUUUAAUGUUUAUUGAACCUGUACGAGGCAGUGACAUGUCAUUAACACUUGACUGUUACUUAUUGUCUUCGCUGCUAAGUCUUGACAAGUUCGUGAUGUAUACUUCUUCCAGCUAACUGCUAGUAGUGUAGUUUAGUUCUCUACCGCCGGGUGUUGCGGCGAGUGGAGCACGCUACCAGCCGGACUCACUACUCGUGACAAUUUAAAAACUUAUCAUUAACUUGUAGAAGUUUUGUGAAGAAUUUAAAAGUAAAUAUAUACCUAGCAGUAGGAUACUUAGUUGUGUAAGUUCAGAAAUUUUCUUUGGUUUUUGCAUUAAUUAAUAAUGUUGGUUUGUUCUUAGCAAUUAGGGCAAGUGGUUUUGAAUUAUUUGUUUGUUAUCUAAGUAGGUUAUAGCGUUAUAGCUUAUAGGUGAAUUUUAGUUCAUAAAUAUGCUGCUACAAAAUAUAACAUAUUUUGUGUAUAUGAUUAUUAUGGUUAAUAUUAAACCAUCUCAUAUAGUUUGCUACUCGUUAACUUAAAAUUGUCAAAUUUUUGAUAGCAACUUAGUAUAAAUAGUAUGACUCUGCAUUUUCUUAAUAAUCAUACUUCUAAAGUUUAGUAUAUGGUUUUUUUUUUUAAAUUUUAAUUUAAUUUAAUUUAAUUUUUUAAAAAAAAUCUGUAAACAGGUAGAUUUCUAUUUACAAACUCUCCAUAGAGGCAAGGAAAUUGUAUUUGUUUGCUAAUCUUCAUUAGUUAUGUUGUGCACAUUUUAACCUGUCCUGAAUGCAGUGGCAGAUACAUAAGGUGGAGGGGGCGGGGCGGGGGGGGGUUCAUGUAAUACAAUGCACAUUCGAAUGUGUUCAUACACUUAACCCCCAGGACGACUUCAUUAUUAUGGAUUAAAACUAAAUAUUUUGCCCGCAAAGACUUUGUGAUUUGUUAUUACACCCUUAGCUCAAGAUGUCUUUUAGUGUUCCCCCCACCCACUGCAUCUGCCACUGCCUAAAUCAUCACUUCAAGUUCUGCAAGUUACAAUGCGAAGUAGCAUCAUCAGAUAUCUGACUGAAAAUAAUAUUACUUGCCAUUUUGCAUUAUGCUCUUGGUUGUAGUUUAAUAGCUUAUUCUGGAUGGAAGGAAUGUUCUUAUACAGCGAGCUGAGAGCAAAGCAUAAAGUAAAUCCAACUUUUUUUUUGUCUUAAAUUUUAUUGGAGAACGUAAACAUAACGAAGUGUUUGAGCCUUAGCAAGAGAGGGUAUUUGUAUCAGUUGUGUGCAUUAUGACUACUUCACUUGCUGACUGUGUUCGUUUGACUUUUAACUGAAAUGCUUACAAUAAUUCACUGUGCUCAUCAGCAAGACUUAGAUUCUAACUCCACAGCUGACUUUUGACGACUUUCAUGUGUAGUUAGUUACGUAACGUCAUUUUGUAGAGGCCAUGUGCAUUCCUUUGAUGCUGAGAAAUUGUCUCAUGUGUAUCGAGUGUGUAAGGCUUUACCCUCACAAAAAUUACAUAGAACUUUUUCACUUUCGAAGCAUUAAUAAAAUUAUUUGUCAAAUUACAAAAUAUUUAAUGUUUGUAUUCCUAGUGAAUUCAGGCUGGAUUAUUUGUUAUUUUUUUCAUUGUGAUUAUUUAUUAAGAUAAGUUUGCAAAAUAUUUGCAUAGAACACUGUUUAUCUGUGUCUUUAUUUUUAACUUUAUUACAGUUGUUACUUUUUUAUAACUAGAUUUAUUCAUAGUUUACUUAUUAGUUAUAAUUUCCUUUUUAUCUCCUAUUGUACUUUUUUGUACAUUACCGUGUUUUAUUGCAUAAUCAUCACACAAUUAAUACUAAAAUAGUUUAAAAAGUAGGGGUGCGAUUUUUAUGCAAGAAAAAAACAUUUUUUAAACAAAACCUAUUCAUGGAAAGUACGUUUAUUUAAAAAGUAGAGUAUGUAAACGCACACCAAACAAUUCAAAUUAAUAAGUCAUGCAACAAAUACAUUUUGUUCAACUUUAAAUAGAAAAAUGAAAACCGUGACCAGAACAUGAACCGGAACGCAUAACUAUCAUCGCAGUACACACUUACCACGAAAGAGUGCGGGCCAUCAAAUGUAGUUAACUCGACACACGACAGAGCGCGUGCGCGUUGCAGGCAGUCGGCGAGAUAUCAAUAUUUGAUGAUACGCACACACACUAUACGGGAAUUAAACAUAACAUAACCAAACAUGAAUGAGAAUGAUGCCAACUAGCGCUGGCUAAAUUUUUAUAAGCGAUACACAGCGGCGACAAAGACAAAUACUUAAAGGUAUAACAUUUGAAAAGUCUUUAAAAUAAAAUUUUUACACAUCAGACAACUUCGUAUUCUGUUAAUUAAAUAGGUAAGCUGUAAUAUCCGAAUGAAUUAGAGAUUUCAACUUUAAAAUGUAUACUAGUUGUUUUUUUUUUAUGGGAAAGCUACAUACACAAAGCGCUCGGAAUCUAACAGUGGCAUUAAAAACAUUAUGCAAUAUUAAUGCCAGAAUUUUUUUUCUUCAAAUUUUGACACCCUAAAAUGACGGUGUGAUGAUUAUGCGAUAAAACACGGUGUAUAAAUCAACUGGAUUGAAAUAGAGAUUGUGGUCUUAUUGUUAAAAUCAAAUACAAAUUAAUUGUAACAGUUAAUUGUAAAUUUGGAUUAUUGUGAAUUUUCUUUCUGUAUUUAUUUUUGUGUACUGUGAGUUUAUAAUAAUUUUUUUUAUGAGUACUACAAUUUACAGAAUUGUAAUUUAUGAAUAUAAUUACUAAAUUGUUGAAAUAUAUUAGGAUAGGUUGAUCUGAAACUGUGUGAAAAUUUUCUUAUAAGUUUUUAUGCUCAUAUCAUUCAUUUUGUUUGUAAUUAUUUGCCUUUAAAAUAUAUUGAAAAAUUACAUUCACUACCUUUCUCAAGCAUUGUACAUUAAAAAACUACUUAAUUUCAAAAGUUGUAAAUUUUUUCAAAAAAUAACUUUUUAUUAUAAGCAUUUAAUAAGAGCAGAUUUAAACACGUUGUUUUAAAAACAUGUCAGAAUGUUGAAAAUGUUUCAUUUCAUAGGUUUUUACUUCAUAUUUGAUGCUUUCGCAUGCCUCUAGUUUGUUUAAUUUGAUUUCUUAUUUUCCUAUUAUUGGUUUUAAAAUUUAAGAACUAAAGUAUACCAGUUCACACAGUAUAACAUUCAGUUUAUUUAUUUAGACUUUGGUGGGUUUUUUUUCCUUCCCCUAUCAAUAAGUUAUAUUUUUAGUAUGAAGUGGUAAUAUUAUUCUUGAUCAUUUUAAGUUGUUUUUUGAGAAUCUGUUUUAGGUUGUCGAAUAUGCUAAAUCUAAUAUGUAUUUCAAGUUAAUGUCAUAUGAAGUCGUAAAUAUUACAUUGCAGUGGUCAUGUAGCUAGCAAUUGAACCCACAUAGGUUUCUAUUGAAAACACAUUUCCAGUUCAAAUAAAAAAAUGCAUUUAUUGUACUAUAUCCACAUGCAUACUCUGGAAGUGCUAAACUUCACCUAGAACAUAAAAGUUUUUAAAUGAAUAUUUUUAGAUUCCCAGCUCAAUAUAUUUUUAAUAAAAUUAGGAUUAAAUAUAUCAAUUGUAAAAAUUAGUUUUACAUGUCAGAAUGAUUAAUUUCAUAUAAAUUAAUUAAAAAUUAUUACGUAGCCAAAUAGCAUAAGGACAUGUGACUUGAGUACUGACUGACUGCCAUUUGGUGAUCUGAAUCUUUUGUGACCACACACACACACACACACACACACACGCACACGCACGCGCACACACACACACACACACACACACACACACACCAAUCCCUUUUUUCCCCCUUUUUAUUAUUAUAAUUAUUAUAUAAGAUUAUGAAUUUUUAUGUUCAUUGGUUCCUGUAUACUUAUUCAUUAAAAUAAAAAUUCCUGUCAUGGUGUUGUAUAAAUUUUACAACAGUCUGGUUUUCAACUUUUUUAAAAAGAUACUUAGUUAUAGGCAAUAAUCGUAAUUUGUUCAGGUUUCAAAUGUCACUACAUAAUUUAAUUUUAUUAUUAUAAAAGUUUUGUUCCCAUCAUUACUUUUUUCAAAAGACUAUUUCUAACAUUUUAACAUUUGUUCUGCUACAAAUAUUCACCUAGUGUAAUACCGUGAGUAUUUGUGGCAGGGCAACAAAUGCAAAGGUGAUAUUGUGUUGAAAUUUUAUAAAUGGCCAUUUAAUAAGGAAAAGAUCAAAAUGGUGAUAGCUGCCAGAGUAGUUUUUCAGUUAUGAUUUUCAUUGUUUUCAACAUCUUAAACCUCUACUACUAUAAACAGUAUUCUGGUUUUAGAUAGCUAGUUUUGGUUUUUGCAGAAUAAAAUAGCUAGCCUUACUUUUGUUAACGGUUAGGUAAGUUAAGUGUUUGGGAAAUUUGUAUGCUAAUUUUUAAUACAUAUUACUGUGUGUAUUUAACUCAAUACUAUUACUUUUUUUUUUUUUGUAUUUGAUCACAAGAAAGUAGUUAAAUGGUUUUUUUUUCUGUUCCCAUAAAGUUUCACACCCACUGGUAUUGAAAUGUUAUUUUUGUGAGGGCAUUGUCUCAAAAAAUGUGUUUAUACUGUUGAUUUAUACACGAAAUGUUUUACGUACUGUGUCUCCCAUCACCUAAGAUACUAGGAUUAGCAAUCGCACUUACAUCAAACUCCAAGGGAACUGGAAACUACAUCUUUUCCGAAGACAAGAGACACUUGCGUACCUCUGUAGCGUAGUUAGUUGUAGUUUUUUGGUGCACAUGCGAUGAACUAUUUAUUUCGAUGCGAGGAGGUUGAUCGACCAGAGAGGAGGAGUGUUCGACUUCACCCGCGGGCAGCCGCCACGAGCAUGGAUCAGGAAUAUUGUGUCCGACUGUAGUUCGUACCGUGGGCGAACGAGCUGUGUGUUGAGUGGAAGAAACUACGGGUGCGAGGAGGAGUUCAACUUAUUAUUUACUAUUCUAUAGUUUUGUAUGUUGAAAUCUUUUAAAAAAAGAAAAAAGGAAAAAAAAUAUGUUUUUGAAAUGUGUAUGUAGAUAUUGUUUAAUAGUUUAAAAAUAUACGUUGCUAGCUUCCUUCUCCAAGUACGUGUGCGCAUGACUUAGUUAAUUGAGUUACAUCUCUCAAAUUCUUGUUAGCACUUAUACAUGUUAAAAAAAUUUUAGCUAUUCUUUUUUUCGUAAUUUUGAGCUGGAUUCAAGUUUUCAUUUAGUACUCUUUUUUUUAUUCACUAUUUAUUAUAAUGUAUAGAGACAAGAUUUUAUAUUUUCUUUACAUAUCAGUUUUGUUUUUGAAAUGGAAAACAUCAGUGUUAAUGGUUUUAUUUUUUAAAUCCUUUAUAUUUAGUAAUAUAGUACAAUAUACAUGUAAGACUGAAAAAGGUUUCCUUAUAUCAUUAUUAUCAUUUUUUUUUGUUUUGAUGCAAGAUUUAUUUUUUCAUAUAUAAUUAUUUAUAAUAUUAAUGACUGGUAAAUUUAUUUUGAUCAAAACUUAAAUCAGCAAGCAUUUUUGUUUUGUUUAAAUACCAUAGUUUAUAAUGUAAAAAAAAAUUAUAUAAGAAAGGUAAAUUUCAAUUGGCCCUGUAAUUAAUUUUUAAACACCAUCUGUUCAACUACGUGUGACAAGAUAAUGGCCUGAGCUGUCACUAUGCUAGGAGAGAGAGUGUGUGUUUGGAGGUGGGCGGGGGGGGGGGGUUGUGGAAAACUGCUUGCCUGUAUCUGGUUAUCAUUCACUGUGUAUUAUCCACCGGAAAAAUGUUGUCUUAGGUUGUUAGGCUUUAGGAGUCUUUGCUGUGAGUAUGGGGUAUGGGAUCAGAUGUUUUCCAUGAGAUCUAUACAAGUUGUUUCUCUUUGCUGACCCGUUCUGAAGAAACCAAUCACAGAGCUGGCAUGCCCGGUUUCUACCCUCUGAUCUGAAAAUUGUCAACUUUUAAUUUUAACUGUAACACCAGCUCAGGUUUGAUUUUUAUGAACAUUUAUUUAACGUUAUCAGGAUGCUGUCAGGUCUAAUCUAUUUUAACAACCUACUGGGCUCUCUUCUCUGUUCUCUGUAAAAUACUUUAUCUGAUAAUGUAGGUGUUAGUAAUCAUUCUGAAUUACUGGGUUCAAUCUGGCAUUACUAUAUUUGUCUUCUCAAAAUCUAAGUGGCCAGAUGUAGUAAAAAACUUCACAUAAAUAACCCUAAAACAUUACAUAAUUCCUGUGGAAAUGUUGUGCCCGCCCGAUGAGAUUCCAUCCCGCACAGUCAUAGUCAUAACUGACUGAAUAUUUGUUUUUUCAAAGGUUUGGUAUUCAAAAUUGAAUCCAAUACAAAUAAUAAACUAUUCUUUUUGAUAUUCGAAAAUUUGAAUAUUUUCACAGGCCUAAUCAGCAGUCCUCAGGCAGACUUUAAAUUGUACGUCAGGCAUAAAGAAGCUAUGCUAUAUGCUUGGAGAAGGUUCAGCAGUUGGGAACAUGGUUGAGGAGAACAACGCAUGCAGACAUGAUGUAAACAAGUGAAUGCAGUUGCUGGCAGGUCUUGUUGAAGGUGCUGCCAUGAACUGUAGAGUUCGUAACAUUGUGGUUGCAUCAGUUAUUCUUGUUCCUAACUCUGGCAACUCAUAAACAUUGCUUACAUCAAGAGGUGUGGUUGCUCCGUGGGGUUGUGUUGGCUUGAAAGAAAUGUUCACAGUGGUAUUGCUAAGCUAACAACUUUGUAUAGUGCAAAGAUUCGGUGUUCUGAUGGUUGAGAUAUUGGAAGAUUAAUUUACUUUGGUAAACUACAGUAACUUAUAAAAUAAGCAAGCAAGAAACAUAAGAUUUUCAGCACUCAUUUGUUAUACGUAAUUGUUCCUGUACCAAUAUUUAAAUUUAAAUUCAAAUAAUAAUUUGGUGUCUUCAACUUUCAAAUUCUAAAAUAGUUUUGACAAAAAAAAAGUAUGUGUUUAAUUUUCUUUUCUGAAGCAACUGUUUAAAGAUUAAUUCUGUUCUGUUUUGAGGCAGUAAGCACCUUGUUUUGAUUAUCUCCCCUCAUGUAUGUGAUCUGUAUUAGAGACGAGGUUUUAUGGUUUUAUUCUUCGACAAUUUCAUUUUUUAAAACAGAGGACUAUGGUGUUCAUUGUUUUUUAUUUUUAUAAGAGCUUACUCCACCAAAACAGUGGUAGAAUUAAUAUACUGCAUUUUACAAUAAAAAUGAAAUAGUAAGUAUUUGUGGUUAAAAAGUGAUUCAAUAUAUGAUGCACAAUAAAACAAAUUAUAUUAAUAUUUCUGAUCCAUGCACUUUGGUACAAUUUUUUGCCUGGAAAUGAUAUUCCUUGAAUUUCAAACAUUUAAAGGUUAUUUUAUUUAUGUUUUGAAAUAAGUUUUGGUUAAAUACUACUUAAUUGCUCAAUAUAACUUGGUUUUCAAUGUUUUUUUUUUUUCUAUUUUAUCGCAAUUUACCAUACAAUCGUGUCCCUUCUGUAGUUAAAAAAUUGUUUUUGUCUGAAAUAGAAAACUUCACAUUAUUCUAUUUAUAUUUCAUGCUUAAAUUUACUAUCAAAUUCUGAAUGAAAAUUCAUAUUUGCAUUUACUUUGUUAAGUCAGACAUAUACUUAGUUACAAAGAUAAAGUUGUGUUGGUAAAAAUGUCAGCCGCUCGAGUUGAUCUCCCAGAAAGUAAUCUGCAAGUUGACAUUCCUUCUCUCCUCUGGAAGCUGUGCGGCACAGCGGGGCAUCUCCCGGGGGUUCCGUUGCCUCUACUAGCAGGUUUACCUCCACCUGUUCACUCGUGAACUGAAGUACAAGUGCUUUUACUUUGUUUUAUUGGAAACCCCACAUUACCCCAACCAUUUGUCACAUUUUAGACAACAGUUACUUUUCCAAACAUUUUCUCUUUUGCCAAACUACUCUGCUCUCGUCAAGAUUUAGCCUUUGGCAAGAUUAGUACAGUGUGUCCUUUAGAUUCCCGUCUUAUUUGAAGGCUGCAAAAAGCUUUCAGUGCUGCGCUUUGAUAGUAAAUCAAGUUCAGCACAUGCAUAUAAUUGCAGAACUUUACUUUGUUGAGUACUCCUACCGAAACUAAACCACCAAACUAAUCUGCGUUGGAUGAUCCCCCAAUGAGCAUGUCCCGUGUGCGGUGCAGCUGCUAUGUUGAUACUCCGUACCCGAGUGCGAAACAAGCGUGUAGCGGAUUGUACAACUUCAUGCUCUGUCAUCCUGUCACCAGUUGUGUUAGCAGUGUAUUAUUUACUGAAUAUCCAUUAUUAUGAUGUUAACUAUAUUAUAUAUGGCAAUGUGAUCCUGAUAAUGUAUAUUACAGUAGAACUCUAAUUAUCCGAACUCCGACUAUCCGAAUCGCCGAUUAUCCGAAUCACAAACAAGUCUUGACUUGACUUGUCUUAACUUGCCGUUGUGCCUACACUGACUUCCCCCCGCGUGUGUAGGCACAACGGCAAGUUAAGACAAGUUCCGGCGCAUUGCAGUCACGGCGCACCUGUCAUUGUUUGUUUUGAUUAGCCAGUGUGCUAUUGACCUUGCUCGAGGACGCUACUCUUUCGCUACGGCUUACUUUUGUUUGUGCGUGUACAAUACGUAUGUACUGUAUUGUUUUUAUACCAUGGCUUCGAAAAGAAAACGUGUUGUGCUAUCGUUAGCGGACAAACUGAAAAUUAUAGAGCAACUCGAUAAAGGUGUAACGGGUAAGAAGUUGUCUGAGAUUUAUGGUGUUGGACAAGCAACAAUUUCUGACAUUAAAAACAGUAAGUCAACACUUUUAAACUUUGUUUCGGUGCUUGAAAAUGAAGAUGGAAGUUCCUCCAGGAAAACAAUGAAGACAGCAACCAACAAAAAUUUGGAAGAUGCCGUGUUUAAAUGGUUUUUGCAGCAACGUUCUAUGGGAAAUCCGAUUUCAGGUCCAAUCCUUUGUGAAAAAGCCAAAAUCUUAGCAGAAAAGCUUGGUUAUUCAUAUUUUAAGGCUAGUAACGGCUGGCUAAGGAAUUUUAAAUUCAGGCAUGGUGUACGCGAGUUAGAUUUGGCUGGUGAGAAGCUUUCAGCAGACUCUGCAGCUGCUGAAAAUUUUAUUGAAAAAUUUAAAACUGCAUCAGAAUCCUAUGAUCCGGAGUUUGUUUAUAAUGCCGAUGAAACUGGCCUUGUUUGGAAAGCAUUACCAAAAACCACUUUGGCUUCUAAAAGGGAAUCUAGUGCCCCUGGACAUAAGGUCAGUAAAGAACGUGUUACAGUGCUUAACUGUGCCAACUCCACUGGAAAUCAUAAACUGCCACUUCUUUUGAUAGGAAAAUCAAGAAAUCCAAGAGCAUUUAAAAACGUAAAAAAACUUCCACUCUUCUACAAAAGUCAACCCAAGGCCUGGAUGACUGCAGCUUUGUUUACCGAAUGGUAUGAUGAAGUGUUUAUUCCUGAAGUGAAAAAGCACCAAAAAUCGGUGGGAAAAGAAGGCAGUAAGGUGCUUUUAAUUGUUGAUAACGCACCCACUCAUCCUACAGCAGAACUGUUGGAAAGAGAGAAUGGGCAGUUUAAAACGACGUUUUUGCCUCCCAAUGUUACAAGUUUGCUGCAACCCAUGGACCAGUCUGUUAUUGAAACAAUGAAGCGCCAUUACAGAAGGCAACUGCUGAGAAAACUGCUGAUCGAAGGUGCUGAAGAUGAAGAAUUGGUUUUGGCAAAUCAUAGCAAAAUAAAUUUAAAGGACUGCUGUUACAUGGUAGCGGAAGCUUGGAGUUUGGUUACGGCACUGACGCUAAGACGUGCGUGGAAUAAACUGAAAGGCCUACCGUCUGAGAAGAACAAAAAAAAAGAAUCUGAAGAAAAUGAGAAACAAGAAUAUGGAGAGGAUGAUGAUGAUAAAGAUGCGUUGUCACUAGAGGAAAUAAGAAAAAUGAUUGUAAAAAUUCCUGGUUGUACAGAAGUAAGUGCUGAAGAUGUAGGAGAGUGGAUGGCUUGUGACACGUCUGACCCUGGUUUUCAAAUUCUCAAUGACGAUGAAAUUGUUGUAAGUGUGAGAGAAGAUGUUGAAGUGGAAGUGGAAGAAGAACUUUCUGCUGAUGUUGAAGUAGACGCUGGACCAUCAGCUAGUGAAGCAUUUGCCGGCCUCGAGACUGCUUUGAAGUGGAUGGAGCGUCAGCCCGAGUGUGACCACUUGCAACUGCUCACCGUCAAGCGAAUGCGUGACCUGGCUGCCCGAAAACGGUUGAAGACCGCAAAACAGCUUACAUUGACGGAGAUGUUUAAAAAACAAUGACUUUUAUUUCUAAACUUGUACAUAAGUACAUUUUAUUUAUAUUUAAAACAUGUGAAAAUUUCAUGUUUCUUUCAUUUAAUUCAAUAAAAAAAUAGUGCAAUAUCAAAACGUAGCUUUUAUUCUCUCCAAUGGCAAUUUUUUUAAAAAAAAUCCGAUUAUCCGAAUAUUUGAUUAUCCGAAUGGGUCCCGGUCCCCAUUAAUUCGGAUAAUUGGAGUUCUACUGUAGUUGCAUAUGGCACUGUUGAAUCUGUUACCACCUCUUGUGGCUCAAGUUUCUUUUGUAAAAUAUUUUUAUGAAGUUGUAAAAGUUGUGUAAAUAAAAAUGCACCAUACUUGUA